Molecule: messenger RNA, 1702 nt
Organism: Pocillopora verrucosa
Lineage: Eukaryota; Metazoa; Cnidaria; Anthozoa; Scleractinia; Pocilloporidae
Source: RefSeq, a predicted model, not a curated record
UUUAUUUUUGCGUCUGUUUGUGAUCAACACAUUCGAAAUCUCUGUGGCUAUCAGGUAAGUUGUACAGGUUAGCUCGUGGUGUAUCUAGAAACUGGUGCUGCGUCGGUGGGAGAGUAUAACAGAAACAACACCAAAAAUGAACAGAAUGUGCAAAUGUAUGCAGCACAGACCGGAGAGUUUGUUUUCGUGGUUGGUUUGCGUUUGCGCCGCUUUUUGUCAAGCGGUGAACCUUGGUUUUGCUUUUAGCUACGGAGUGUUGCUUCCUGAAGUUAUGAAGGAAUUCGGAGAAAGCCGGCAAAAAACUGUUUGGGUUGGAUCUUUGGCACUCGGUUUGACUUUCUUUCUUGGUCCGCUUGCAUCAUUUCUCUGCCAAACGAUUGGUUGCCGCUGCACGGCCAUACUUGGAUGUUUGCUAUGUGGUGCCAGCUUGUUCCUCACUGCAUAUUCUUCUGGUCUUCAAUGGAUGUUUCUCACUUAUGGUUGUUUGUAUGGCUUGGGAUCUUCAUUACUGUUUUCAUCUUACUUUCUCAUAACAGCUAAGAACUUUCGAAGGUGGCAGUCAUUCGCAGUGGGGAUCGUUUCGGUCGGGGGCAGCAUCGGAGUCUUAAUCAUUGGCCCUUCAUUACAGCUCCUGAUUGACGAAUAUGGUUGGAGAGGAGCAUACAGGAUCAUUAGUGCACCCUUCAUUGUAAUGGUGUUUAUUUGUGGAGCUACAUUUGGUGAUCCUAUCAGUUCAGAUUCAUUUAAAACUUCCCCACAGAACUGCACGUUUAACGCAGGUGAGUUGGCCGAGUGUGCCAUGGAAGUGGGAAGAAUAAACAUGAACUUCACGGAAGAUUCUACAAAUUCAGCAGUUUAUAGAAGCCGAACAAGCAAGAUUAAUGAACAAGAAAAUAGAGAUGGAAUUGAAUCACUGUCGGCGGUCGCCUACCAGAAGGCUAGACAAAUGCUAUUUACAGCCAAAUCACGGCAGGUGGUGGCCAAAGAUGACACCAAUACGGACAAGUCUUCAGGAAAACUAUCCAAAUUUUUAGACUUUUCCGUAUUUGCAGUUCCCUCUUACACUGUGGCGACAUUGAGCCUUCUUUUGAUGAAUUUUAGCCAUUUCACACCUCAGAUACAUCUGGUGAAAUAUUGCCUCGAUCUUGGUAUUUCUGCUGACUCGGCAUCCAGACUUUUUAUACUUUUUGGUUUAUCAUCCAGCAUAGCUCGUAUUGCAACAGGAAGGAUUUGUGACGUCACUUGGGUGAAUACUAUUUAUAUUUACCAAUUUGGAGUUAUAGUAGACGGAUUUGCCAUCGUUGUGCUUCCAGUAAUAAGAAAAUACACAGCAUUUCAAGUCUUUUCCGUGGUUUAUGGUCUUGCUGAUGGCAUCUUUAUUACAACAAUGAACUCACUUCUGAUGUUCAGUGUGGACGAGGAGCGCAGAGCGGCUGGGUUAGGCCUGGGAAAUACUCUUCUGUCACUUGGAAUAGUGGCCGGAUCACCAUUUGCUGGGUUCCUGGCUGAUAUCUCUGACUGCUAUACUUGGGCUUUUCUGGUGGCUGGUAUUGUGACACAAGUAGCUGGUCUGAUGCCACUGGUUCUGUUCUGCCUCAAAACGAAGAAACAAUUUGACUUGAAAAAGAAAAAAGGACAGGGUCCUGUGACUUUGUAUAGGGAUGGCGGAAAUUGCUAGUUAGUAAGGCUUCAAGAAACUAUU